Messenger RNA from Fusarium subglutinans, 444 nucleotides. RefSeq names its product small secreted protein. The coding region runs from base 1 to 444 and encodes 147 amino acids. The record is from RefSeq and is a predicted model, not a curated record. NCBI's taxonomy places the organism in Eukaryota, Fungi, Ascomycota, Sordariomycetes, Hypocreales, Nectriaceae. The transcript has a single exon.
AUGAAGUUCUCCGCCGCAGUCUUCACCCUCCUCGCCGCCACCGGCGUCACAGCCGCACCCGCCGCAGACUCGGUCAGCAUGAUGGCCUCAACCGCGCAGUGGACCAUCCGCGACGCCAAGCGCUACUGCCGCUCCGACGACUCCAUCUGCAACUGGAAGUUCGGCAUCGACACGGGCAACGGCAAGCCCUACGAGUGCCGCUACGACGUCAAGGGCCCCGGCGCCAGCAAGAAGCGCAGCGCGGGUCCCAGCACCUGCGGCGACUUCACCAUCACCUCUGGCUGGAGCGACCAGUUUGGCGCUGACAAUGGCUUCACUACGCUGUCUGUUGUGUCCAAGUCGAAGAGGCAGAUCAUCUGGCCUGCUUAUACCGACAAGCAGCUUGCUGGUGCUAAGAUUGUUAAGCCUGAUCAGUCUUAUGCUCCUGCUUCUCUCCCCAACUAA